Messenger RNA from Cydia fagiglandana, 2780 nucleotides. RefSeq lists its product as uncharacterized. The record is from RefSeq and is a predicted model, not a curated record. Bases 91 to 1287 code for a protein of 398 amino acids. NCBI's taxonomy places the organism in Eukaryota, Metazoa, Arthropoda, Insecta, Lepidoptera, Tortricidae. The transcript is spliced from 6 exons.
ACACCUGCGCGCGCACCUCCGCGCCGCGGCCUUCACGAAUCGCACGCCAGUGAAUUACGAAUGUGUUCUUUUUAAAAUUUUAACGGCAUUAUGUUUUGCUACAGAAGUUUAUUUAUUUUUGGCAUUAUUUUUUGGAUUUCAUCGGUUUCGCCAAUUGCAGAUAUUGAAAGUGAUGAUGAAGUUCUACACUUGAUCGGCGAGCCAGACUUUCGCGACGUGCGGCUGCGAUGGGAGUACGGGAGAGCUGAAGAGGACCAGCCCAAGCUCCUGGCCUUCCAGGUCAACUACUGCGAACUGCAGGCGUGGGGCCAGUACCGCUGCCGGACUAAGGUCGUCGAGAACAUAGAAGACGACAAAGCACGCACCAUCGACUCAUCGACGACACCGGCGGCGGCGCCGCAGCGCGGGCGCGCGUACAGCACGCGCGUCACGGGCCUGCGCAUGGCGACUACCUACUCGUUCGAGGUGCGCCCGGUCAGGCGCGACGCGCGCGACCUCGCCGACCCGCACUCCAUCGGAUCCAAAAUCAUCAUAGUGCCGACAAAAGGAUUUUCAGCUCGAGCGACUCAAUGCUUACCUCACGCCAGCGAAGUAGAAGUGUCCACCGGGCCGUACUUCGGCGGGCGCAUCGCUGUGGAAGCUGCGGACGGCGGCAGCGGAGCCGCCGAGCGCUGCUCGCUGCAGGGCAACCCCAAUAGCGCCCAGGACGCUUAUAUCCUGCGGUUCCAUCAUGAUGAGUGCGGCUCUGAGGUCAAUGACACUACGGUCGCUACCUAUGUCAUCGUGCAAGAGAACCUCCCGAUACUUACGCAUAGCACAAGACGUUUCCUGGUACUCUGCACAUACAAGCCAGAGACCCUGACCGUCCGUGCCGGCAUCAACCUGCCCAAGGCCAACCCCGGCGACGUGCUGCUGCACACGAAGCCCCACCCGGGCUCCGUGGAGCCCUACGACGACGACGAUUAUAACGAGCUGCAGCCGCUUAGACUUGAAGCGAGGAAGCAGGAGAGUGAACCAAGUAUGUUCGGCGAAGUGUCUCUGGUCAUGUUCUUGGUGGUAGCCGCAUUCGGCGGCAUCGGGCUCCUGAUUUGGAAAAUGGUUCCGCGGUCGGACGGCGACAACGUAUCCAUCUCAACUGUGUCUACCUUGUCUCGCAGCAGCAUCUUCGGUAGGAGAAACAGAGACAGAUUCUCUGACGGCACAUCUAUUUACUCUAUCACAUUAUCAGAAAAAGAUGACGAUUACGUCAAGAAACCAUGCGAGGGCGAUAACACAUCUGAGGCUUAAUCUUGUGUUCGUUUUACAGUGUGUUUUGAUCUAGAUUGUAGCUAGGUAAUCAUACUUAGUUUUUAUUGUCUAACGGACAUUUGUGGGAAUACGAGAGAUGGGACAAACGGGGCCGUUAGGUUUAAUCCUUGUCGGGACAGUUAGUGCUCAACCGCAGUAACCUAGCCAAGUAUUUUACUAUUGGUUUGAAUUUAAAAAUACGUAGGUACAUAUCAAUAGAUUUGUGACGUUAUGUAUAUAUAAAAACCGGACAAGUGCGAGUCGGACUCGCCCACCGAGGGUUCCGUACUUUUUAGUAUUUGUUGUUAUAGCGGCAACAGAAAUACAUACAUCAUCUAUGAAAAUUUCAACUGUGUAGCUAUAUCACGGUUCAUGAGAUAUAGCCUGGUGACAGACAGAGAGAAUGACAGCGGAGUCUUGGCAAUAGGGCCCUGUUUUUACUCUUUGGGUACGGAACCCUCAAAAGGCAUAUGAUUGCCGUAGGCGCUUAAGGCACCUAUUCGUAACGAUAAAUACUUAUGCCCAAAUGUGAUGCUACACGACUUACCUAUAAGUUGAUAAGAUUGGUGCAACCUGAAAAUGGGCUAAUGGAUGCUUGUCCAUAAGGGGCUUGCUACAUUUAUAAAUAUGGAAUAAAUAUGGAAUCGGGAUAUAAUCACGAAUAGUUCAAACAAAUAAAUAAUGGUUCGUCUAAAAGUACCUGUUUUAGGAAGACUAGUACUUAUCACACAGCUUGGGUAUGGUAACAACUGUCAUCGACAUACAAUAGGUGGGUAAAUUAGCAUAAUUACCUAAAUUAUAUUGAGAUGACAGCUGUCACCAUACCCAAGCUAUGUGAAUAGAACUUCGAGCAACACCGGCUUCCGACACGUCGGAAGGGAGGGGCCCAAGCGAUAUCUCGCCGUACAAAUCUUUCUGCCAUUUUUCGCGGGGGGAAAGGUGCACACAGUCGCAUUUCUCACACACUUACGUACAAAAUCCAAUCUGUAAUGACGACACAAAUACAUAGAAAAUGACACACGUCAAAGACAAAUCUUGCAAACCUCGAUCUCUUUUUAUGUACGGACGAGUGACUAGUGUCACAACACGCACACUAACACAUUUUCGUUGAAGUAUGUCAUUGUAUUCUGAGAGAUGAGAAGUCGGAUUUAUCGCUCGACCGAUCCGCAAUUUGUACUGAGCGAGCAAAAUCGAUAAAUCCAACAAUUACUUGAGACUAAAAUAUAAUAAUUGUAUUUAAAUGUAAUUUAACGUAUGGUAUGUAAAAAAAAAAAUUACAUGUGAAAUGUAACAUUUUCUUUUUGUAAAUUUGAUGUCCCCGACCUCUUUUUAUAACAAAAAACCGAGCAAACAGGCAUUUUUGUGCAGCAGUGUUCACGCGCGCGUCUGGACUCGGUCUAGUGAAAAAUCCAAGUGCAACUAGUUUUAUUACCCGCGCUAGAUUAUUUUGACGCGCUAAUCUUGUACCUAGGCAGAGGGGAAAUAGUGCGAAU